Molecule: messenger RNA, 19639 nt
Organism: Orussus abietinus
Lineage: Eukaryota; Metazoa; Arthropoda; Insecta; Hymenoptera; Orussidae
Gene: Obsc
Product: obscurin
Exons: 35
Coding region: 2114-19201 (5695 amino acids)
Biological process (GO): synapse organization; protein phosphorylation; homophilic cell-cell adhesion
Cellular component (GO): axon; plasma membrane; neuronal cell body
Molecular function (GO): guanyl-nucleotide exchange factor activity; protein binding; ATP binding
Source: RefSeq, a predicted model, not a curated record
UUCGCCGCGUAUCGUAAUACACUUUUCGAACCACAUGUAAGCCGAUGGGAGCGUGCAUUAUCUCUUACGAUAGAGCACCUUUCCCGAAAAUAUUCGACAUCUGAAUUCGACUCCUCGAAAUUCGACGAAUUUCUCAAGGCUGGACGGUCGAAUUUCGACACUUUCGGCGGGAGGUGGAGGAGCUCAACGAACGUGGAAUUUUUUCUUUUGAGGAAAAUAAGAUAUUCCGAAUCGAUAUUUUAAUCUCAACGACGGGGGUGCGAUGAAAUCGUCAUCGACCACAUCGACGCAGAGAUGUCUCAGCACGCAAAAGAGGAUUUGUUUAUAAAACGUUGGAGGAAUCAUCUACCAGUGGGGUGCCAAUGAUGUUGAAAGUUUGGCUAUCGAGAAGGGAAAAGUUUCUUUCGAGAGGAACUGAGAACUUGCACAGUUCGAGGAAUAAUUGAAUGACCCGGGAGAACGAAAUGGUGUACGGAGUCAGUGAGUGAAAUGCGGGUAAAAUGAUUUAAUUCAGUUGAAACGGAUGAAAUUAAAUGGAUGAACAAUUGAUUUGCAGUACACGGUUCCAUUGCGACUGGUGGGAUUUUCUUACCUAUACAGAAGAAGUAAACAGAUUAAUAUAAACAACGGUGAAGUCAUUUUAUUCUCGAGGAUUUAUUUUGAUCGUUAAGGAGUAUCAAUAAUUAUCAAGUAUUAAUAAGAGGGAAAAUUACCAUGUUUCUUUAUGUGGAACAUUGAAUUUCCUUGACUAAUAGAGAGUGGAAGACAAUUUAGUCAAUGUAAUGGUUGCUAUAAUUUUCCUACGGUUCCCACGGUUCUCCUGAAAUAUCUCUCGAUGACCCAAAGACACUGGAAAAGAUGGCUGAUAGCAACAGUUGAUAAGAAGUUUCGAACAAUGAACAUCCUUGUUGGCUGAAGAAUUUCUCAAGAAUUGAUUCCUCACGAUCAAAAAGAAGUUCAAGCUACAAUUGUUAAGCAGAACGUUCACAUAGACCUGAAUCGUUAUUUAUAUAACCAUUUCUUUUGGCUAAUGCAAAUUAAAAAACGUACCAAAUUAUGUUUCAUGAUCUCGAAGGUUUUGUUCGAGGUUCCUUUGUACCGAAAACGGACCGCUAGAAACCUGGAAUAUUAUAUCAAAAUUGAAUAAGUUGUCUGGCAAUUUUUAAAAGGUAAUUAUCAGCAUAGAUUGCUGGAAACUAUAAGUUUGUCAAUUUUUUCCUAUGGGACUGAAUAAUAUUUUUCGAUUGAGAUGAAACGGCAACGAUGAAGAUUCGUUCCCGGUCAAGUUUCGAGAAAGAUCUGAAAGUGACACGUGGAAUGCAAGAGAUGUUCUGCAAGAGAGGCCGGCACUUCUGAGCCGGGCCUCGAGAACGUCUUCGGCGCAGAAGAAGAAUAAAAAGAAGAUUUUUCCGCACGUGUCACCGGUUCGCGAAUUGGCCGACUACCAGCGGCCACGGAAACUCUUCCAGCGGCAUUUGCAAGCUGGUCGGGGAAAACAAAAAUAACUGCCCGUCUCUGAAGCAAUUUAUCUGAAAUUUUACGCAGCUUCUGCGCUCCUCGAGGAGCAAUCCGCAGCCCCGGGUGUCCGAAGCUUCAUCUUCCUCGGCAGGACAAGGUGUAGAUCAGCGCCGAAAUACCCCAGUUUCCACGAAACACGUCCCACGCAUUAUUUUUCAAAUAGCCGAUUCUCUUGGGGUGCGAUCGCGACGAGCACCAUCGGGGGUGAAAUGGAUCAGAAAGACAUGGCUACUCUAGGAGCACAGGAUCUGUGCGAGUAGAAUUAGCUCGCGCCAGAAUUAUCAAAGAAAUAAGCGAUUGAAUCCUUUUUGAAGUUGGAGGUUCUUGGAAUAACAAUUUUUAGAAGAUAUGAGCCUGAACCACGUUGGUUGCAAGGCAGGAUCAACUGGAUUUGAGUGACAGACCAUUAUCUGUUAACUUGAUAAGAAGUCAUCCCUCAAGGAACGGAUUUGAGGGAUCUAGAAAGAAACGAGGUGAAUGAUUCCGAUGAAAAUGAGUCCAGAUGGACACAACAUUGACAUCAUAUGGCGGGCGUUCGUGACGUUUCGUAGAUGUGCCUGAUGUCCAGUAGACCCUGAAGAGCUAAAUUAAGACCAUGUCCUUCUGCAGGAUCACGGGGAGGAGCAGGGGUCUUCCCAAGCCCAACUAUUUCCCGCUUCUGCCGCCGAUCAGUCCUGCUGAUGCUAAGCGGUUCUGCCGCAUCACUGGGAAGUCCUAUGGACUACCUACGCAUCACUACAUCCCUGUUCUUCUGGGAGUGCAUACCCACGAUAAAUCAAAAUGCAAGAUCACCAACGCUGCAGCUGGAUUAAAUCCUCAUCAUUACACGGCUGGACUGAUUUUGGGGGAAAAGAAAAAACAUGUAGUAUUGAAGGACUAUCGCUACGUGUUCCCCAUAUUAGAGGGCGAUGGAGAACAACAAAAGGCACUUAGGGAUCUUCUUGACACGAAACAACCAUCCAUUGAAGAGGAGAACUCUAAGUUCGUCUACACGGUAGAGGAGAGAAGAUGCAGUUUGGUGUUUCCAGCCAAACUGGAAGCUGCAGUCAGAGAUGGGGAUGUUCGGGACGUGAUGCUGUCGCGAGAUUGCGACACCGUUCUUUUGCGCUUGAAGCAGGGAAAAAACGUCUCGGUUGACUUUAGGGACUUGGACAAUUUUGAUGACCUGUACGACGGCUUGGGUCCUCGUGAAGAUGUGCUCAAAGAGCGCGAGAGGCUGGAGACUGAAGCCAAGAAACGGAAGAGGAAGCGGCAGGCGGGCUUGAAUUAUGCUAAGAAAAUCUUCGAAGAGAAGGAACGGGCCGCUGAUGAAGAAGAGUCCAGAAGAUCCAAGCAACUGAAGCUUCGCAGUAUCAAAGAGGAGAACAGAGAUGAACGAAAACUGGUCUGGAAACGAGUCGAUCUGGAGGGAGCCAGGUCUAGGGCAGCCAAUAUAGUGAUGUCUUCGGAGGACUGGAAUGAUCUUGCCAAGCCGCUUACUGAGACAUUCAAUUGGAACGAUAUCGAAUGCGGUGCUGUUAGAACUGAAGGAGAACCGCUAGUUGAUAAAAUGCCGGAACCGGUGAAUAUUUCUCCAAGAAUUAUUGAACUAGAGACGACCGCAACUGGAGAAAUUAUGGUACCAGUAUCUGAAGAUACUGGAGGUCUGGAAACCAUCGCCGUUGUACCGCCUUUUGUUCCUUUAAAUGCUCAGCCGCAUCCUCAUAUUCAGGCUGCUCUAGAAAAAAUGUCAUCAUCGCAACUUGAAGAAACGGCUAAUGUAAAUUCAAAGUUCCUGGAGGCUGGAAAACCAGCGCUGGAAUCUCUACCGAGAAUAGAUGAGAUUCCAGAAAUCGUAACGAAUGUAGAGAAGGGAGUAAAGGCAGACGUUCAUGGGUUAAAGGGUUUGAAGUUGGACAUUAAGUCCGCCCAAAGGUUUGUUUCUGGUCAGACAGUUCAGACUCCAAGUGGCCCAGUUUUUGUCCCAGGUCAAACCUUGCAGACACCAAUUGGAGCUACCUUCGUGCCAGGUUUGACGGUUCAUACUCCAGAUGGACCAUUGCUGAUCCCAGGCCAGAUCCUGACAGUCAAGGAAGACGGAGUCGAGACUCCAAUUUUUGUUGCUGGUCAGACGCUCCUUACAAAAGAUGGACCACAAUUUGUUCAAGGGCAAACCAUGCACACCACGGAAGGGGCCAAAUUUUUACCUGGGCAGACCGUGAUGACUAAAGAAGGCCCGAAGUUCGUGGCUGGCCAGAUAGUAGAGAAGGAGUUCAUUCCGGGUCAAACUGUCAUGACAGCGAAAGGCGCGAUGUUCAUGCCAGGACAAACCGUGAUGGACAGUCACGGAGAGCAGGUAUUUGUGCCAGGAGAAAGCAUCCAGAUAAACAACGACUGGGAAUUUAUGCCUGGGCAGUCUCUCAAAACUCCUUCCGGUGAACCCAAGUUUGUUCCUGGUCAAACUAUGUUAACUCCCGAAGGUCCCAAGUUCAUUGCAGGCCAGAGCGUUGCAACAGACACCGGAGAAACUCAUUUCAUUCCUGGUAUCACCGUAGAAACCAAGGAAGGACCAAAGUUCGUUCCUGGUACCAAUGUUCAAACACCUCAAGGCACUAAAUUUGUCGAAGGCCAGAUUAUGAAAACGCCAGAAGGGACGAAGUUCGUUCCAGGGUCGACCACUGUAUACCAUGAAGGGUUCCAGUUCGUUGCAGCAAAGAAUCUCGAGGACCUCACAUUUCUGGAAGCUGCUCCAGUGGGGGUACCUGUGGACCCUAAGACAGCUAGUGCCGUGUCACUAUCUCACGAGCAGGAAAUUUUUGGUCAUAUGGUGCAAACAGAAAAAGGUGUAGAGUUCGUGCCGGCGAGCGUGAAAAAGUUUCCAGAGGGCAAGAAGAUUGUUCCAGGACAGCUGGUCCGUGGUGGCAAGGAUGGGCCUAGAUUCGUCCCAGGUGUGAUGAGCGAGGAUGGUUUUCUUCCCGGUCAGGUGGUUAUGACCGAGAAAGGUGAGCAAUUUGUUCCAGGCCAAGUAGUAGAAACUGCCGAAGGCCCAAAGUUCGUUCCUGGGCAGAUGGUGGAAACCCGAUCAGGACCAAAGUUCGUGCCAGGACAGACCAUCGAAACGGCAGAGGGACCAAGGUUUGUCCCAGGUCAGAUAGUUCAGACCAAGGCAGGUCCAACUUUUAUACCCGGUCAAGUAAUAUCUACAGAAGACGAGGGCUCUAGAUUCGUUCCUGGUCAGGUAGUGGACACUCCCGAUGGUCCACGGUUCGUUCCUGGGAGAGUGGUCGAAUCCGGAGAACUUGGAGUGACUUUUGUACCUGGACAGAUUGUUCAAACGGAGGAAGGACCUCGAUUUGUGGCACCUGACCUCAUGGACACCCCGGAAGGUGGUCUGGAGUUUUCCGUUCAAGGUUUCGAGGUCACUCCUGAAGAACUUCGGCUUCUAAGACCCCAACACUUGCGGUACAACGCUGUCACAUCGAGUUUACACGGCGAAACCAGCAUUGAUGCUCGGAUGCUUAGGGAGCUUUCCGCAGCCGGAAUGACGAUUGGCAGGCAGCUUUGUACUGACUUACCAGCUGUUGAUGUAGAUAUCGAUCCCACGGCCGUGGCAUUGGAACACGCCUUGGUGAUAGCUGAAAAACUGGGAUUACACGGUAGCUCAGCAGUCAAGAUGGCACAGGUUAUGUCCACCGUUGCUCAACUUGCCAAAAACAUUGUUUCGCAACAGCAACAGCAGCAGUCACAUCAGAAUGGGAAACUGUCUAACGGAACCAAAUCCCCGACAAAUGGUGUUAUUUCAACGGGUGGUGACGGUGAAAAAAGAAACGGCCAUCAGGAAAACUGGUUGCAGGACGCCAUCAGAUCAGCAGUGACUGCCGCAGUGCUGACCAUAACGAGUCAAACAACGAACAACGAGAACGAAAAGCAGGACUUCAUGUUUUCCUCCAUUUGCGAGGCCUUCAACGUCCUCCUAAGAAGAGGGUCGAUGGACAUCGAACGCUCAGUCGACGAAGUCCUGCAGAUUCUUUUGGUACCUCAGAAUCGCAGCGAAGUGUGCAAAGGAACGAUGCUGGACUUAUUAGAAGCUACAGGAAACAAGGUGGACAUUCUCAAAUCAACCGUAGGUGGAAUCCAACUAAGAGACGAUAUAGUUAUAGAGAGACUAUCCGCCGUUCUUGAAGAGGAAUACGGCAGCGAUUUAGUCACCUCUGCAUUCAGGACAGUCUCUAAGGGUGACCCGGGAUUGGUCUCGAGAGUUUUACAGAAAGUCUCUAAAGAGGUAGCUGGAGUGGUUACUGAAAAGGAGGCUGCAGAAACAGUUCACAGAGCGAUAGUUCAAGCUGUUCGGGAGUCUAGCGAGAUCCGGGUCAAGGAGUUGCUUAACGACGAUGGGACCAAGAUCCGGGAGAUGCUUCUCCAAGCCGUUGGCCUCGCUCGUGCCUUGGGGAUGUCCAACACUGCGACUAGUCUUCUGGCUGUAAUUAGUGACGAGAAGUCUACGAAAGCUUUGGUCGGCGAUAAGGUCAUUUUGGAUGUGCUGAAGAGGCUCACAGUCAUGAGGCAGCUCGCCGAAGAGAGGCCUCAGUGUAUGGUAGCACUUCGAGAACUAUGUAGCGACCCUGAACUGGCUCGAACAGAUCCACGUCUCAGAACUCUGGUUCGAGAGAGUGCGGCCUUAAUGAUAGUCCCUGAAGAGGGUCCCCCACUGCAAUCGUCAGUAGACGUUCCCAUGUCCUUGCUGUAUGCGGAGAACAGCUUAGCAAUUGAAGACUUUCUCAUGAGGAAGAGCCAUAAGCCCUCCACAAUAUUUAUGAUUCUGAAGGAGGGCGUCCAGGCCGUCGUUCCUAGGGAGGCUUCCAGGGCUGUUUUGACUGGUCAAGUUGCAUAUACUGUUCUUGAUGAGCAUGGGAUUAGACGAUUUGAACCACUUCACGUGUUCUCUGCGCUAAGACUCAACAGACCCACGGCUCAUCGGUUUUCCAUGUACUGCUGUCCCGUUGCGAGAGAAGAAGAUAUGGACGCAGAGAUGGUGUCCACCUUGACCGAAACCGUGUCCGCAACGAGUUUAGAUGGGCUAACUAAUGGAAAUGGCACCAAACACGAAAGCAAUGGCAUUAGUUUGUCGAAAUCUGAUCGCUCUGGUGGGUACUCCGCCAGUCGCGAAAACACCCCCAGCUUUAGAAGACUCAGCAGCAUCCUACAAGAGAAUAAUGUCGACAUGGCCGCCUCGGAGCAGUACAUCGUCCUCGAGCAGUUUAAGGCUGAGGGUGAAAACGGAGUCUCCCUGAACGUCGGGGAUAUCGUCGAUGCCGUUGAGCACGAGGAAUCCAACAAGAAGCUGAAGAAGGAUCCUGAAUUAGAAGUUGGAGAGAUCGGAGAGCCACUUGACAACUCUGCUGCCAAGCACAAGCUGUCAGUGCGACCUCAUAAGAAUUAUGCCAGUCCGAGAGCGCGCACCAUUUCAAGGUCGGGUUCCGAUACCAACGUACAGAGGGUGUACGUUCGUACUAGCGACGGGAAGGAAGGAUGGGUGCCUUCGAAUAUUGUGAAACAAACCACCUUGAGCGAGGAAAGUUCAGGAACCUUGACCACCCAUCAUCGCCCAGAGGAUUCUCAUUAUCGAAGAGAAGCCGUAAUAAAGGAGUUGGUCGAGACGGAGGAAGAAUUCGGCAGAGACAUCCAGUCGGUUGUAGAACGUUACUUAAAGCCACUGGACAAUCCCACUGUCCCGCGUGCCGUUCGAGACAACAAGGAUCUUAUUUUUACAAACCUUAAACAAAUAGCUGACUUUCAUAAUACGGUGUUGAUCGAGGGUGUCAAGUAUUACGCGGACCAGCCACGGAUGCUCGGGAAAACUUUUUUGAGACUGGAAAGAGAUUUCGACAAACAUGUGGCUUACUGCAGGGACGAGCCGACCGCUCAGGAGUUCCUUCAGAUGAACGACGACGUUCGAGAAUAUUUCGAGGAGCUGAGCCAGACUCUCGGAGACGACAAGAGCGUGGCGGAGCAUCUGAAGCUUCCGAUUCAACGCAUCAACGACUAUCAGCUCCUCUUAAAGGAGCUGGUGAAGUAUUCGAACCGAUUAGGUGAAAAUUGCGACGACCUCCAGAAAGCUUUGGAGUUGAUGCUAGGUAUUCCUCACAGGGCAACCGAUAAUAAGUUCAUCAGCAAUAUCGAAGGAUAUAAGGGCAAUAUCCACAAACUAGGACGACUACUCAGACACGAAUGGUUCACUAUUAUCGAUAAGGAAGAAAGAACAAAAGAGAGAUACUUGUUUUUGUUUAAAGCACGGAUUCUUGUCUGCAAAGUUAGGCGCAUCAGCGAAGAUCGAUCGGUCUUCGUCCUCAAAGAUAUCAUUCGAUUGCCGGAAGUGGAAGUUCAAGAUCACCCGGAGGACCAACGAAGUUUCGAGUUACACUGUCCAAGUGUUCCAGGAUUUCCGAUUAUAUUAGUCGCCCACAAGGAUACCGUAAAGUCUUAUUGGUUGAAGGAAAUUCGCCAAUAUUCGAGCGACGUCGUAGCUCUCGCCGAGCACGCUGCCGACGAUUUGCAGCUGACCGAGGAGGCGCCGGAUAUUACAGAGGACUUCAAGCCCCAACCAAAAUCAGAAUUACCGAGGUUUCAACCACCUAAACCAGGAGUGCAGAACCCUGAACCUCCUAAAGCGGAGCUGACGAAAAUCGAGCCCAAGAAGGCCGAACCACCGAAGCCUGUAAAUGUAGUCACCCCUAAGCCUGAACUUCCAAAAGCUGCACCCCAUCUUCCAGUCGAAAAAGAAGCUGCCAAAGUCGAGGAAGUUAAAGUUCCAGAAAAGAGGAAAGACGAGACCGUUAGAGCAGAGGAUAUACAGACGAAGAGAGUUAAAGUUGAAGAAGAAGGCCAAGCCAUGGCGGGACGUUACACAUCAAGUAGAUUUAGUGCCUCGUCGCAGGUCAUCGAAGAGUAUUCCUCGAUAUCGAGCAGUCGCAGUGCUAUGUCUUCCUGUGGAGAAACAUCGGUAUCAACGGCGGCGUCGAAGACUUCCUCUGCAGCUUAUGGCUCCGAAAGAAUAUCGGAGAGCUUAAGUUCCUAUCAAACGGCCGUCGAAGGUGAGAUCUCCGCAUCUGAAACGAGGUCUACAAAAAUUGCGGUAACUUCCGGCGAAGCUGGGAGACCAAUCUUUGAGAAGACUAUCGAGGGCUGCAACGUUGAACCGAUUCGAGCAUGUCAAAAGGCUUUGAUACACGCAAUAGCCGGGGAGAGUGCCAGUUUCGUAUGCACUUUGAGGCCAACGGAUUCACCGACUUCGAUGCAAUGGCUGAAGGACAACAAGCCCCUCGAUGAUAAGCUUGCAGAUCGAAUUACCAUCAGUUACGAUGAAAAGUAUUAUCGUCUUGUGAUCCAUAAUGCUUUGGAAUCCGAUUCUGGUAUUUAUACUGCCAGAGCAAUAAGCGGAGAUGGUCAAGCGACAUGUACCGCCCAACUGAUCGUCCAGCAAUUGACGCCGGAAGAGAGACAGGCGAGGUCGGAGGCGAACGCCCCAAUCUUUUUGGUUCGCCUGAAGGAUACGGAAUUGUUGGAGAACACUUAUCUUCGCUUCAUGAUAAAAAUCAAGGGAGAUCCGAAUCCGGACUUGAAAUUUUACAAAGACAACGUCUUGAUCGAUUCCACGAACGAGCGGGUGAAAGUCGUGACAGACAACGCCAGCAAGGGUUUCUACGAGCUGGUGAUCGCCGAUGUUCGCCAUGUGGAUGCUGGGAAAUAUUCCUGUACAGCAACGAAUCGUUUCGGCGAGGCGUCCUGCGAAGCUUCGGUUACGGUGACAGAAGAGAAGACCAUCUUUGCUGGCCUUCCGGAAGGUCCUUUGGAGCCUGGAGAAGAGCCCCAGUUCAAGUGGGUCCGAGACGGCGAGCCGUUUGAUCCAGAAGAAAGAUUUAAAGUUCUGUUCAACAAUACAGAAGACACUUUAGCGCUGGUAUUCCAGCACGUAACACCCGAAGAUGCUGGAUUAUAUACUUGCGUGGCUCAAACUAGCACUGGAAACAUCAGCUGCAGUGCCGAGCUGACGGUUCAGGGAGCCGUGAAGCAGCUGCUAAAGGAACCUGCUAAACCAAUUUUACAGACUGAGGCUAGGCAGUCCGAGGUCAGUGCAGGAGGGUCGGCCAUGCUUGAUUUGCAAGUCAAAGGUUUCCCCAAACCAGACGUGAAAUGGUCUAAAGACGGCCAAGAGAUCGUUGCCGGUGGUAGAAUCAAGUAUCUUUGGGAAGAUGAGGAAUCGGUGUCUUUGGUGAUAAAGAAUGUCACUGCUCAAGACGCAGGCACGUACACCAUUAUGGCGAAGAACGAGUUAGGUCAAGACAGCACCCAAAUAGAGUUGAUCGUUAAGUCCGCGCCCAAGAUCACCAAGAAGAUGCAGGACACCAUUGCCAUGACCGAGGAAACCCUGACCAUGACCGUCCAGGUCGAGGCCUCCCCAGCUCCAGACGUCACGUGGUACAAAGAUGGUCAGCUGAUUUCAGAGUCAGAUAGGAUAAUUAUCACCAAGGAGCAGAACAACGCCUACAAGAUCGAAAUAAGGGAAGUACGGUUAGAAGACGCCGGAUCUUACUCCAUAGUCGCGAAGAAUGAGAUCAACCAGACUUCCGACUUCUGGAACCUGACCGUUCGAUGCCCACCAAAGAUCAAAAGGAAAUUGGGCGAGCCGAAGGUGAUCGACGAAGGUGACAGCUUGACGCUGUUAAUAGAGGUCGAGAGCGAAACCGAACCUUCCGUAACGUGGUACAAGGGCGAAGAAGUUCUGUCGGAGGAUACUCGCAUCCAGAUGGUUCGCGAGGGCGAGAAAUUUAUGCUAAAGAUCACCGGCACCGUGGGCAUCGAUUCUUCGGUGUACAGAGCCGAGGUCAGCAACAAGCAUGGGUCCAGUGUCGAUCAGACGGAAGUCAAGGUGCGAAGCGCACCUCGUUUCAGGACCAAACUGGCCGAUACCACUGCCAAAGAAGGGGAGACCAACCUGGAAUUAGUCGUGGAGAUCGAUGGGUUCCCAAAACCUACCGUUCGCUGGUUCCUCGGAGAUGUAGAAAUCACGGAGACGAGAAAGGAAUUCACGACCACCGAAGAAGGGGACAAUUAUAAACUGAUCAUCAGUAAUGUCAAAAGAGAUCUCACUGGCAAGUACACCUGCAAGGUGAAGAACGAUUUCGGAGCAAUUGAGACUAGCUCGAAUCUAGUCGUCUACACGAAGCCAAAGAUCGCGAAGAAGCUUAGCGAUCAGAGGAUCAAGGAAGGGGACACCUUGAAACUGAAAGUCGAGGUCUCCGGAACCCCUGAACCCGAAGUCAAGUGGUUCAAGGAUGGCCAAGAGGUGACUGCUGACGCAAGGAUUAAAAUCACCAGGGACAGCAAACGCAAAGAAAGCUAUGAUCUUACUUUGAACCUCGUUAAAGGUUCCGAUGGUGGAGUCUAUGAGGUCCGGGCUGAAAAUACUAUGGGGGUUGUCACCAGCAAGAGCAAGGUUACCGUUCAGACAAAAACUGAAGAGGUAGUCGAAGAAAAGCAGGAACUAAAGAAGGAGACCGUAGAGAAGGUUGAAGUCCUUGAAGAAGAGACGACACCGAAGAAAUCGAAAGAGAACGGUGCCAUUUCAAAGAAACAACGAGCAGAAGAGUCCACCGAUGAAGGUCGAGUCACCCUGGAGAAACAGAGCAUCCAGGUUGUAAAAGGGGACACGGCCGACACGGUGACAAUUUCUGUGAAUUCAACGACUACUCACGAGGCGGUAAUGUCAGGUCCCGACGAGAGACACAUGAUCAGCAAGAUGACCACGACGAAGGUAGAAUGCCAGGAGCUAGGGUCCGAAGGGCCCAAGGUCGAAGAGAUCACGUCCUACAGCUACACGGUGCAGGAAGAGAGCUGCGAAAGACCGCAAAACGGAGUCCUCGUGGAAGAAUUCUCCGAGGAUGAGAACAACAGAGCGAAACUUCCAGUGAAUCGAGGAGUCUCCAUCGUCUCCGUCUCCGAUGACGAGUCCACCUUAAAAGCCAUCUCGAGGGACGUCAGCGACACCGACAUUCAAAAUGCUGAUCUCUUUGAGAUCCACAAGAUGACCAAUGGAACCUGUGACGAUGCCGAGGUCAAAUCCGUUGAAGAGGAGGUCCUGGAGAUCGUCAAACCUCAGAAAGCUGUCAGGUUGGCGGAGACUAUAAUCGAAGAGGGCUCAGUGGACGAAUCCCACUCCGAGAUCCAGCCUAAGCAAACCGAAAUUUCCAAAGAACCCCAGAAAGCCACCCUAGAGGAAAGCAAAUUGUCCAGACAAAAUUCGAAAUUGGAUCGAGUGGACUCUAUCGAAGCUACGAAACCGACCGUCAGGAGACUUUCCAGGGAAAACUCCAGGCAAGGAAUCUUGACGAGUGAAGACGACGCGAUGGAUCCCGCGAUGGAGGAUCUUUUGAACCGUGUUAAGAGACAACGCAGUGUCUUGGAUGAUAUCCUGGAUAAAGAGGAGGAAAGAGAGAGGAGGAAGUCAGCAUCGCCCGAAAUCCUAAGUUCCAAUCUAGAGGACCAAAUGAUCUACGAGACUCAAAGUAUGGUCUUCGAGAUCAAAGCCACCGGCUUGCCGAAACCUGAGGGGAAAUGGUUCAAAGAUGACGAGCCGAUCAAGGCUGGAGACCGAUUGAAGAUCGGGCACUCUGGGGAGCUCUUCCAGUUGACGCUAUCGAACGCCACCCCUGAGGAUUCCGGGGUCUACAAAUGCAUCUUCACCAACAAGAUCGGAGACAAGGCUGUCGAAGGGAACCUUACGGUCGCUCCGACUUCCGAGUAUCGAAAACCGAGGUUCAAGGAGCCUCUUCAGGACCUUAACGUGCCCUUCGAGGAACCUGGAGAAUUCAAAGCGGUUCUUACCGCUGAUCCUAUUCCUGACAUCGUUUGGUGUUACGACGGAGCUGAAAUUCCAGUUGAUGACGAGAAGCUACAGAGGAAAUUGGAGAGCACCGAAAUCGAAGAUGGGUUGAACGAGUGUACUGUCACUCUUGGCAUUCCCCGAUGCACGGUUGAGGAAUCUGGAAAGUACACCCUCAAAGCGAAAAAUCAUUGGGGCGAGGGUGAAGCCAGUGCGCGCUUGGACCUUCUUCUGAGACCUGAAAUCGAGGAUUUCAACGACGCAAACGUCUAUCCGGAGGAGAUGAUCCAAUGGGAGGUUGUCAUCAAAGCGAAUCCAUUGCCGGAGGUUUCAUGGACGAAGAACGGCAGAGAAAUCAGAACGGAUGACCACUUUGAAAUACAGACGGACGACGAAAACCAUAAGUAUACGCUUAUCAUUAAACGCGUUGAACUCGAUGAUGCAGCGACCUUCAAAGUUAUUGCCAAAAACUACCUCGGAGAGGUCAGCAAAGAAGCGGUUCUGCAUGUCUACACCGAAGCUCCGGCUUUUGCGAAAGGCUUGGAAAACGAGUUGGUGAACGAUCAGGAAGAUGUCGAACUGAAAGUUCGUGUAACUGGAGUGCCAAAGCCGAGGAUCAAGUGGCUGAAGAAUGGCACCGGGAUCAUCGAAUCCGAUCGUUACAUCGUCGAGACUACAUACGAGGGUCAAGUAGUCAGUACUCUGACGAUUAAGCAAUUUUGCGAGGAGGACAUCUCAAGGAUCAGCUGUGACGCGAUGAAUCCCGUCGGAAGAGACACGACAUCCGGUCGCAUAGACAUGGCCAGGUCUCAUCCAUCGUUUGGUCGACCUUUGCCGAGAUCGGCGGAAGUCGAUGAAGGGGAACCACUCGAACUUAAAGCUAAGCUCAAUGGCAGCCCGAUUCCAACGGCCAAAUGGUUCAGAGAUGGAGAAGAAAUUCAGCCUGACGAUCACAUUAAAAUCGAGGCCCUUCGCGACGGCACGGUUAAACUCACAAUCGACAAAGUCACGCCAACGGAUUGUGGGGCAUAUAAACUGGUAAUCUCUAACACCACUGGCGAUGAUACGGCAUUAUGUGCCGUUGCUGUUACACCUUCCCCAAGAAGACCAUCCUUCACGAAGUCCUUGGAGAAUGCAAAAGUGGUCGUAGGCCAGCCAGUGAAGUUGGAAGCGCAGAUCGUUGGAUUCCCGAAUCCUGAAGUGCAAUGGAUCAAGGAUGGCGUACUCGUGAGACCAACCAAAGAGAUUAACUUUGUCAAUGAACCCAACGGCAUGAUCGGAUUGUCGAUAGAGAAAGCCCGUCCUGAGGACGCCGGAACAUAUUCGUUGAUAGUAUCCAAUAAACUUGGCGAGAUCAAGGGAGUCGCAAAAGUUGACGUCGAGGAAAAAGAAAGAAAGCCAGGUUUCCUGGCAACUCUUCAUCCGUUGACAGUGGUAGAAGGGUUCCCCGCCAAAAUGGAGGUGAAGGUUAUUGGAAAGCCUGUGCCUACGCUCAAGUGGACGCACAACGGUGCAGAGAUUGUGCCCGAUGGUCAGCACAUAAAAAUCGUAGAACAGCCCGAUGGAACCUGUGCAUUAUUAAUCGAUAAGGUAACUCCAGAUGAUGCAGGUGAUUACGAAUUGGAAGCAAUUAAUUCCGAAGGGUCUGUAUCCAGUAAAGGCAGCCUGCAAGUCGCAGGAAAGAGCAAAUCGAACGCUCCGGAAGAAAAGGCUAGCUUCCUCGGUCCCUUGCGAGAUGUGUCCGUUGAAGAAGGUCAACAGUUGGUCCUCAGUGCACCUUUCGUCGGAAAUCCGAUGCCGGAUGUCAUCUGGACCAAAGAUGGACAGCCCAUAGAGCCUUUGGAGAGAAUCGCGAGUACCUGCGAUGGGAAGAAAGUCGGACUUGAGAUCAACCCUGCCGAGCUUUCGGACUCGGGCGUGUAUAGUUGUCGUCUAGUUAACCCACUAGGAGAGGAUAGUUCCAAUGCGCAGGCCACCGUAAGAAAGGUCUACCAACCACCGAAUUUCACGCAGAAAUUCACGGAUCUCCAACAACUCCCGACCUUCGACGCCAAGUUUCCUGCGCGGGUUUCUGGAGUUCCAAUACCAACUAUCUCCUGGUACUAUAAUGACGAACCGAUUCCUACCGAUUCUGAGAAAUACAAGAUCAAGAGAGACGGAGACGCGUGCUGUUUGUACGUAAAGGACUGCACACCUCAGGAUUCUGGAAGGUACAAGUGCAAGGCUGCAAACAAAGAAGGCGAGGCUGAAUGUGAGGCCACUUUAGCGGUCGUCGACAAGAUAGAGAAGAUGCAGAAGAUAGAGCCACCGUCCUUCCUGAAGAAGAUCGGCGACUGCGAAGUCUAUAGAAAUAUGACAGCCAAAUUUACCGCCUGCAUCACUGGAUAUCCAGAACCAGAGGCCGAGUGGUUCCGCGACGGAGAAAAAAUCUGGCCCUCGGAGCGAAUCCGCAUUCAACAGGAAAGUAGCGGUCUCUUAAGGUUGACUAUCGGGAAUGUCAGCGAGUUGGAUACUGGGAAAUACAGCGUGAGGAUCCGCAAUCCACACGGGGAAGAUAUUUGUCACGCCGAAAUGACUUAUGACACCCUGGAACCUCGAUCCAAGAAGCCCGUCGGAGACUUGUACAUAGACUAUGACAAGUACCACAAAUCAGGAAUCCCGUUACCCUUAGCGAUCAAGCCGAUCAUCAGCCGCAUGAUGGAUCGUCACUUGACCCUAUCUUGGAAGCCAUCCAUACCCAUUGGACCACGCAUCCCUGUUACUUACCAGGUCGAGAUGUGCGAAUUACCUGACGGCGACUGGUUCACAGCUCGCUCCGGGAUCCGCAGCUGCGUCUGCGACAUCCGCAACUUGGAACCCUUCCGAGACUACAAGUUCCGCAUCCGAGUGGAGAACAAGUAUGGCCUUAGCGAGCCUUCUCCGUAUGCGCAAACCUACCGGGCCAAACUGGAACCUGAACCGCCGAAGUUCUUCCCGUAUUUGCCGCCAGGGAUAGACUUCAGGCCGGAAACCAGUCCGUACUUCCCCAAGGACUUCGACAUCGAGAGACCACCACACGAUGGUUACGCUCAGGCUCCGAGGUUCCUCAGACAGGAGCAUGACACGCAGUACGGUGUCAAAAAUCACAAUUGCAACCUCUUCUGGUUCGUCUACGGUUAUCCGAAGCCCAAGAUGUCGUACUUCUUCAAUGGCAUCCCGAUAGAGUUCGGUGGAAGGUACGAUCAUACCUACACGCGAAACGGCCAAGCCACUCUCUUCAUUAAUAAGAUGUUGGAGAGAGACGUGGGCGUUUACGAGGCCGUUGCGAAGAACGAACAUGGAGAGGCCAAGCAGAAGGUUCUGCUGGAAAUCGCGGAAUAUCCGACGUUCAUCCAAAGACCCGAUGAAACCAUCAUCAUGGCCAGGCAUAAGGGUAAAAUCGAGGCGCGGGUCAUCGGUGUGCCUUACCCGGAGUUGAAGUGGUACAAAGAUUGGAAGCCACUCGCAGCUUCGUCUAGAAUCAAGAUCACCUUCUGCGAGCCCGACUUAGCUGUUCUUACGAUUAAUGAUGCCAUCACUAAGGACGAAGGUCUCUAUUCUCUUAGCGCCGUUAACGUUGCUGGGUGUGUUUCGACAUCCGCGAUGAUCCAUAUAGAAGAAAACGAGCAAGAAUAUGGAUACAGAACGUACACUAAGAAACGCGACAUCAGGGCGAAUCCUAGAUCAAUGGAUGAGUAUUAUGACCUAGGAGACGAGCUCGGCCGAGGAACUCAGGGGGUAACUUAUCACGCCGUGGAAAGGUUUACAGGAAAGAACUUCGCCGCAAAAGUUAUGCACGGCCGUGGAGAACUGAGGCCAUUUAUGCAUAAUGAAAUGGAGAUAAUGAACAGUCUGAGUCACCGCAAACUCCUACGCCUUCAUGAUGCUUACGAGAGUGAUAAGACAUUCACCCUUGUGACAGAACUAGCCGCUGGCGGUGAACUGGUUGACAACCUAACUAAGCAGCCUCACUAUACCGAAGCUGAUAUUGCUGGGUACAUUAGACAACUUUUGUUGGGUUUAGAGUACAUGCAUGGAAACUACUACGCCCAUCUUGGUCUCACGCUUGGAGACCUGUUGAUUUCUCACACAGGAGGUGAUGAUCUGAAGAUAGGCGAUUUUGGAUUGGCUCGAAAAAUUUCCCACGGAAGACUCAUGACUUUGGCCUAUGGCAUGCCGGAGUAUGUCGCACCGGAAGUGGUGAACGAUGACGGUGUCAGCUUUGGGGCCGAUAUGUGGUCCGUUGGCGUCAUAACGUACAUCCUGUUGUCCGGAAUGUCACCGUUCAGGGGAAAAAAUGACAGGGAUACCUUGACCAGGAUCAAGAACGGGCUGUGGGACUUUGACGAAUAUUGGUCGAAUAUCUCUAGCGAAGCAAAAGACUUUAUCAAGAGUCUUUUGGCUUAUCAGCCGGAAGUUAGGUUGGAUGUUAAGAGGGCUUUGAGACAUCCUUGGCUUGAGAAUGCCGACAGGCUUUCCACGGACCUCUAUAAAAUAUCAUCUGAGAAUUUGAAGAACUACUAUACUCUCUUCAGAGACUGGUACAGUAACGCAUCUUGUCGAACCUGGUACCGAAGACGCAAACUUAACGGCGCGUUUGAACAUCCUUCAAAGAUGGUUUACCCUCCUGGACAAAAAUACACUCCGGAGGCGAGUCCCGAGAGGUGCUUUACUCCCAAGAAGAAGCCUUCUCCAAGAACCUGGGAGAACCAAGUGCCCUCCCGAGAUCCUAUUGACACGGAAAUUGGUAUUAUCAAAAGCGAGAGUCACUAUCAGAAUGGACCGGACACUUAUCUUCUUCAGCUUCGAGACACAGACUUCCCGGUACGAUUAAGGGAAUACAUGAAAGUUGCUUACAACCGGAGUUCCGGGUAUUCUCGCACUGUUACCGAUGACAAUAAUUUCGAUUGGAGGACACCGGUGAUACGAGAACGUCGUCGUUUCACGGACGUGAUGGACGAAGAAAUCGACGACGAGAGGAAGGAAAGAAUCAAUCGUUACGGAAUAGCAGACAGCUACACUUUGCGACGUUUGCGGCACGAGCUGGGCACUCGAUUAGACACAUACGCUGAAGCUGAAGCAUUGCUGGAGACAAGGAAAGACGGACAUUUACCAUUUUUCCGGGAAAAGCCGCAACUGAGACCUAUAGUCGCCGAGAAACCUGCGGAACUUGCGUGCCUAGCUGUAGGGGACCCGAAACCUACGGUUCAGUGGUUCAAGAACGAUAUGGUGAUUCAAGAAGGUGGCAGAAUAAGUAUAACCGAGGACCAGGACGGCAGAUCUAUCUUGAGCCUGAACCCUGCGAAGGAACACGACAUCGGUAUUUACAAGGUGGUCGCUAGGAACAAAGUCGGGCAGACCGUGGCCAGGACGAGAGUUCUGUUGGCGACUGUUCCGUCAUCCCCUGACUCCCCGGAGGUAGCCGAGAUUUCGGACACCGACGUGCUCCUUCGUUGGAAGCAGCCAAAAUGCGAUGGAAAUUCUCCAGUGCUCUGCUACAGUUUGCAGUACUGUGCAGGAGACAGCGUCGAUUGGAUCAACGUCGCCAGCAACAUAGAUCACGAGUUCUACGUGAUAAGGGGUCUUCAGCCAGACACCAGCUAUCAUUUCAGGUUGUUGGCGAGAAAUCGCAUCGGCUGGAGCGAGAAAGGAAUCCCCACGAAUCUCAUCAUGACAAAAGACGUUGGCGCUCCGAAGGUUCAAGUAACUCGUGCCAUGAAGCACCUUCAGCAGCUAACGGAGUCGGGUCAGGAGAUCGUUCUGGAAGAGACCAGGCCACACAUCGACUACUCCAUAGAAGACAAACCCAUCGAGUGGUCGACCGAGAAUCAGCUCACUAACCGAUACAGCUUCAUUUCGGAGUUGUCCCGCGGCCAGUUCUCCGUAGUCGUAAAAGGGGUAGAAAAGGCCACGGAUCGCGUCGUCGUAGCGAAGAUCCUGGAAGUCCGUCCCGAGACGCAAGAGCAAGUUACCCGGGAAUUCGAGGCUCUGAGAUCCCUCAGGCAUGAGAGAAUAGCUCUCCUGGAAGCUGCCUACAAAGUCUCGGAGUCCCCGAUCGCAGCCCUGAUCUUAGAGAAGCUUCAGGGUGCCGACGUGCUGUCCUACCUGUCCAGCAGACACGAGUACUCCGAAAAUUGCGUAGCCACCAUCGUCACCCAGAUUUUGGACGCUCUGCAGUAUCUGCAUUGGAGGGGCUACUGCCACUUGGAUAUUCAACCCGAUAACGUUGUCAUGGACUCCGUCAGGUCGGUCCAGGUUAAACUGGUGGAUCUGGGCAGCGCCCAGAAGGUGACGAAGCUUGGCACUCCGGUAGCGUGCCACGGACAUCCGGAGUACGUUGCACCGGAAGUCCUCAACGAGGAGCCAGCCUAUCCACAGACGGACAUCUGGAUGGUCGGAGUACUCACGUACGUCCUGCUGUCGGGGACGUCUCCUUUCAGGGGCACGGAUCCUGACGAGACCAGACAAAACAUCUCCUUCGUCAGAUAUAGAUUCGAGCAUCUUUACAAGGAGCUCAGUCAGGAGGCUACGAGGUUCCUCAUGCUUGUCUUCAAGAGAACGCCAAGCAAAAGGCCAACUGCAGAGGAAUGUCACGAACACCGAUGGCUUUUGCCGACGGAAUUCAUGAUUAAGAAACGCGAGAGAGCAGUGUUCCUUGGAAAUAGGCUGAAGGUAUACAAUACGGAGUACCACGAAGAGAAGCAGAAACUGGCCACGAAGAGCGACAGCUUGUCGGAAGCCUUUGGAUCGGCGAGGCAGCUCAUCAGAUCGAAUAGCAUACAGGAUGAGCUGUUCACGACGUUUUAAUGUCUAGCAUAAGUUUUCCAAUUACGUAUUUAUUUAUUUAAAAUGUUUAUAAUUCAGACGCGUCUAGUCAGUCCCGCUGUAUAACGACGAACGGUGCCUUAUGUGAAAAACAACGAAAACUCUGAAAUUGUGAUUCUCAAUGACUUUUGCUAUUAUUUAUUAAUUGUGAUUUGUAAUACUCUCACGAUAUUUCUAUGCGAUUCACAGGUUCCGUUCGUAGGCCUUAUUUUGGUGUGUUCAACAAAAUUACAUUUAAUAUAAAAAAAGAAACAGAACAUGAAGCGGGAACAAUCGAUGAAAGGAAGUGGUGAUAUGAUUUAUUGUACUCGGAAAAGAAUUUUAAAUUGUACAAAAAUUGUAAUCACGCUCUCUUAAGCGAGCAUACGAUUGAUGUAAAUUACUAUCAGGUAAUAAACAAUUAUAAUUAAUACCUCGUAA